AUGGAUUUCAAUUCAAUCUAUCGCUCGCCUAGCUAUUCAGGCUCACCUUCGAGACGCAAUCAUCUGUAUGAUAAAUCUAUGGAAAGCGCAGGAAUGCCUGCCAACAAGACUGUGGAGGAAGGAUUAAAAGAUGAACAACGUGCAUCACAAAACAUAUUCGAAAAACAGGACGCUGAUUUUCCCAGUACAUUCAACGAUUUUGACACAUCAUUUUAUGAAGCCGUCGAGGAUCUAGUGUACGAUGCAGACAAAGAAAACGAAUUACGGCAAAGAGUCACACAAACAGGUUCUUUCGUAAGUCAAGAUUAUCCUUCGACUGCAACACAACAUAGGCUGCGAUCCUUCAGGAAUGAAGACGAGCAUGUUACGACCGAAGGGGCUUCGUACGAUACACCAAGAACCCUAUGGGAUGUAUUACGACCGUUCGCCUUUGUUGUCUUUCUGAGUUAUUGGGUUGUCCGGGAGCCGGUGCCUACUACACACCCACUGCAAAAUAUCGAAUUUAUUUUAUACGUGCAUGCACCACAUUUGUGUGUCUCUUACUAG
This is a messenger RNA of Mycotypha africana, 546 nucleotides long. RefSeq lists its product as uncharacterized. The record is from RefSeq and is a predicted model, not a curated record. NCBI's taxonomy places the organism in Eukaryota, Fungi, Mucoromycota, Mucoromycetes, Mucorales, Mycotyphaceae. The transcript has 3 exons. The coding region runs from base 1 to 546 and encodes 181 amino acids.